UUCUUGACAAUAGACGUACUCCCCGCAGAUCGAUAAUUUGUAGAAACAAGAUCAAGCGCGGGGCAGGUACAGAGAGUUGUAUAUGUGCACUCGUCCUCUUUACAGCGAGAUGAUAUGAUGUGCAGACUACCCAGCUAUUCACGUGUGAUAUCUUAAUGAGGAUUUCACCCCGACAGCUUCCGAGUUCUGGUCAGGCCACAGAUCGUAUCAGAUCAGAACAAUCUACACGAAUCAUAGCUCAGUCUCCCUCUUCGAAUAAGUCUUUCCUCAGUUCCGAGAGAAAACAGAAUGAGGACCUGUACGGCAGACCCUGCGGAAAAGAGCGGAUAAGAAUCAUAAGAUGACGGCGUGCAUCAGCCAUCGACGACAGUAAUUCGAGCUAGGUGGAUUCGAAGACAUGCUACAGAGCGCCCCAGUCCUGAAUUUUCAUGUGCUAACUGAAUGGUCGUGGGCCGCUGUGGGGCGAAAAAGCAUUGAUAACGGGAGUUGCCUAUGCAUUGGGUGGAUGGCAUUAGUUACUCAAAGCGACGGUACCUGAUCGCUAUAUUUGCACAGCUUCACUGGAUUCUGUUGCGUUCAACAUCAGAUUAUGACGAAUCUGCAUCUUCACGCACAAACGACAAGGAAAGGCGCAUGUUCACUCACAUCCC
Molecule: messenger RNA, 650 nt
Organism: Periconia digitata
Lineage: Eukaryota; Fungi; Ascomycota; Dothideomycetes; Pleosporales; Periconiaceae
Source: the annotation of a GenBank genome assembly